Molecule: messenger RNA, 1050 nt
Organism: Entrophospora sp. SA101
Lineage: Eukaryota; Fungi; Glomeromycota; Glomeromycetes; Entrophosporales; Entrophosporaceae
Source: the annotation of a GenBank genome assembly
AUGCCUGUUUUUGUUAACAAUAAUCUUAUUGACAUGCUUGUUAGUGAUAUGGGAGGUCAUGGUCGGGCAUUAGAGGCACUAAAUGAAGCCCUUAAUGAUAAUGAUUUAGACAAAGUUAGCUUUCUAACCAUAAUGGAAGGUGUUUAUGCAAAAUUAUCAGAUCUUUACAAUGAGUGGAUUAACCAAACAUCUUAUUUGAAGCCAAUUCUUUGUAUAAUUCUAACACAAGUUAUAGUAGAAGCAAAUAAAGACCCCACAUUGCAGAGCUGGAAUUUUAAAUACUACCAAGAAGUUCAACACAAUGAAGAUUUAUUAGUACCUCCUGGAUGUCAAUACUGGCAGCAUUUUGAAGAGUUUAUUGGAAGGAUUCGAGUUUUAAAAUCACAGGUUUUUGAUCCUAAUCAACAUGUUGACUUGAAGGAAAUUCAUAGUGGAGCAUGGCAUAAUUUUGAAGACAUAAAGAUUAUAAACAAAGCCUUAACACUAGAGAAAGCUACAGUAUGGACCAGUACAAAAUCAAGUUGUGGUACAAGGACAGUGCAAUGUGAAAAGGUUAAUGUACAAUUGGCAGAAGCAUCCCAUUGUAUUAUUAAUAAACCUAAUGCACCUUAUGGAGAUUGUUUUUGUCCCAUUUACAUUGCUAAUUCACAAAAUUUCUGCAUUGAGAGUCAUCAGUGUAAAUUGAUUAAAGCAUCUGCAGCAAUCAAUGAACAAUUGUUUAUGGAAGAAUAUAAUAAGGCAGCUGAACCUGGGACAGAUGUGUUUAUCUUUUUCACAACUGGAAAAUGUGAUAUCUCAUCACUUCCACCAAGGUCAGCAAUUGUGGAUAGCAAAGUGUGGAAUUCAUAUUUUGGUCCUUUUUCUGGGCGUGCAUUUAUUUAUUCCCAACAAAAUCCACCAAAUAUAAAUAAAGCAGUCUAUACUGUUCUGACAGCAAUAACAGGAAUUGGUACAAAGCAUGCAGAUGUCAUAAUGGAUGAACGAAAAAAAGUCAAUUUACAGAUAUUGAAGAUUGUAAUAGAUGAACAAAAAUACCAAAAAAUGUAUUAA